Messenger RNA from Rhipicephalus sanguineus (brown dog tick), 1075 nucleotides. RefSeq names its product homologous-pairing protein 2 homolog. The coding region runs from base 309 to 944 and encodes 211 amino acids. The record is from RefSeq and is a predicted model, not a curated record. Lineage: Eukaryota; Metazoa; Arthropoda; Arachnida; Ixodida; Ixodidae. Gene Ontology annotation, cellular component: condensed nuclear chromosome; DNA recombinase auxiliary factor complex. Gene Ontology annotation, biological process: homologous chromosome pairing at meiosis; meiotic joint molecule formation; meiotic strand invasion involved in reciprocal meiotic recombination. The transcript has a single exon. Gene Ontology annotation, molecular function: recombinase activator activity; double-stranded DNA binding.
UGCCAUCUGCGUGAUGGUCGUGAAACUACGGGCCAGGUGGUUUCCAGACUUAGGCUUGCUGGCGCGUUUUCGCGCCUUUCGAAAGUUUUCACGCUUGAGCGUUUAUGUUGUGCACUUCUCUAAGCACAGUGUGUGCCCGUGCACGCAAUUUCUGCUGCUGGGAGUCAUUUACAUCGCAGUUUUGAGAUGUUCAGUGCCAAAAUCAACUGACCGGCCAGCGGAUUCUACGGAGAAGUGUCACGGCGUCGGACGACUGCGAGGUACGCUGAGCAGUUUCGGUCACAGUUUCCCGCUCCCUGUCGCUCAAAAUGAGCAAGUCCAAAGAAGCGGUAGUCGAAAAGGCGAUUCUCGACUACGUCAAGGCUCAAAACCGGCCCUACAGCUCGAACGACAUCUUCAACAACCUUCACAAGGAACACGGAAAGACGGCCGUAGUGCGUGCGCUCGAGCAACUCGCUCAGGACGACAAGAUCAAAGAGAAGACUUAUGGAAAGCAGAAGAUAUACUUUGCCAACCAGGAUGAAUUCCCCGACGUCGCAGAGGCCGAGCUGUCAGCCAUGGACCAAGAGAUCGCCGACCUCAACGUCAAGCACCAAGAGCUCACGAGACAGCUGCAGGCCAGAGAAUCGCAGCUGAGCGCGUUGAGCCAGAGCUUGACUACGGAAGAACUUACCGAGAAGAUAGCGUCCACUACCGCGGAAAGGGAUAAAUUAAAAGCGAGGCUUGAUAAGCUCACCUCUAACACAAACUACGUCGAGCCGGAAGUGAAGGACCGCAUUUUGAAAGACAACGAGAAGUUCGUCAAGGAAUGGCGCAAGAGAAAGCGCUUGGCGAAUGACAUCAUCGAUGCCAUUCUUGAAGGCUACCCUAAGGGAAAGAAAGCCCUCCUUGAAGAAACCGGUGUAGAGACUGACGAGGACGUCAAUGUGUCUAUGCCAAAGUAGUCGAGAAACUUGUGUAUGCAGUGUUGAAGUUGUUUCCUUAAAUAUUUAUUUCAUGUUGGUGUACUACAAUGCAUUUAAUUAAAGACAAUCCGUGCUCACACGAGGGCGUCAGUGUGUCUAUGCCAAGGUGG